CUCCCAGUAUUCAGGGCACGAAGACCGCUUGGCCACUGGUGGGCCUGGUAGCGUGUUAUGACUUUGUGGACACCCAGGCAAAUUUGAAUUAGGAGGUCUCACCUACAGUGUUGACUUCAGACACAAUAUUUUCUUAGACGAGACUGGUUUGGGGCCCCCAGGAAAUUUCCCCUUUUUACCCAUAGGAUAACGCGCCACUGGGUUCUAAUUCAAAUUCACCACGAAACUAUAGCGCGCCACCUGGUUUCCAGGCAUCGUUCACUUGUCUGUCGUUUAUUUACAACUAACCGGAAACACGAGGCGGAAGUUCGAGCGGAUCUUUCGUAUAGAGCGUGCGCAUAUGUUUUCGUUUAUUCAAGAAUACAAACAAGAAAAGCAGAGAUACGGGCAAACUUAUCGACGUUUAAGCACUGUAAAAGUUGACAAUCGCGUGUAAAUGUCACACGCGUCAUGGAAAGGUGGGCGUUGAUAACGAUACUGCUGUGCUCGUACGGAUGUAUAAAGGAAAUAAGGCCUUCGGAAUCGUUCCUAACAGAAUAUUUAGAAGGCCCCUGGAUCAAUUUAACAGACAGUCAGGUUACCGGUGAAGUAUAUCCAGUAUGGACAUAUACAUACAUGGGUGCCACGUUGUUGGUGUUUCUGGUAACUGAUUUGGUACGUUACAAACCAAUAAUCAUCCUAGGAAGUAUCAGUUACAUAACAUGCUGGAGUUUGCUUCUAUGGACCAAAGGUGUUCUGGCUAUGCAGUUUAUGCAAUUUGUGUACGGAAUUGGUACAGCAUCAGAAAUAGCUUAUUACACUUACAUUUACUCCAUGGUAUCGGGAGAAACGUAUCAGAAAGUCACUUCCUACACUAGAGCUGCAUUUUUAGUAGGGAGAUUUUUUACUGGAGUAUCAUCGCAAAUAUUGAUUUCCACAUCUUUAAUGAAUUAUAGACAAUUGAAUUAUAUUUCUUUGGUUUCUGUCACUAUAUCGUUUAUAAUUGCAGUCUGCUUACCUUCGGCUCCUUCUAGUAUUUAUUUUCAUAAAACAUCUGCUACUAGCGAGGAAGAGGUUACUGCCAAUAAAAAAUACACAAAAAUGAAGAUUGUAAUUAAAACCAUGAUGACGGAAUUAAAGAAUUCAUACGCAAAUAAACAUAUAUUAAAAUGGUCAAUAUGGUGGGCGUUGGCUACUUGUGGAUAUUUUCAGGUUGGAAAUUACAUUCAGAAUCUAUGGGAAGAAGUUUUACCUUCAAAGACAUCCUUCAACGAGAAUCAAGUACAUAUAUACAAUGGUGCAGUAGAAGCAACUUCCACCAUUCUCGGGGCCAUCGCAGUUUAUCUCGUAAGUUUCUUCUCCUUGAAUUUGUUCCUCUUCGGCAAUGCAAUUCUUGGCUUAGUAACUAUCAUAGAUGCCAUUUUUCUAAUUUUUAUGUCGUGGAUCGAAAACAUCUGGAUAUGUUACGUCGGUUACAUGUUCGUUAGGAUCUCGUAUCAAGCAUUAAUAACUAUAAUUAGCUACCAAAUUGCCAAGAUUAUACCGAAAGAUAGUCACGGAUUAAUUUUUGGUUUCAACACGUUCAUGGGCCUCGUACUUCAAAGUAUCUUAACAGCCAUUGUCGUGGGGAAGAGCGGCCUACAUUUCGGCCCUAUAUUACAAUUCUUUUCUUAUGCAAUUUACUAUAUAACGUUUGGUGUCGCUUAUUUCAUAUAUGGGAGCAUCUACGUUAUCAUUAACAGAAGAUCAUCGACAUCGGACGAUUCUUUGAUAGCCGAGUCAUUAUUUUAAAGUGUGUGUUAGGUGUGGGGCACUAUUUUGUUCACCUAUUUUAAAUUCAAAUUAUUUUAAUGUUUUAAUUAAUGGUGAAAAUAAGACUUUUGCCGAUUUUAACUAAUAAAAAAUAA
Molecule: messenger RNA, 1886 nt
Organism: Centruroides sculpturatus (bark scorpion)
Lineage: Eukaryota; Metazoa; Arthropoda; Arachnida; Scorpiones; Buthidae
Product: thiamine transporter 1-like
Exons: 9
Coding region: 451-1770 (439 amino acids)
Biological process (GO): vitamin transport; transmembrane transport
Cellular component (GO): plasma membrane
Molecular function (GO): vitamin transmembrane transporter activity
Source: RefSeq, a predicted model, not a curated record